AUGGCGGCGCGCUGGGAGCGUAGCAUCUGCGUUUCCAGGAGCUUGGCUGGGUGAGUAGGUUUGGAUUCUCGGCUUGUGCAGGCCCCAGCUACGCACGUCGUCCUGCUACUACUUUGGCCUAAAAGAUGGCUCUAAGCAAAUCAAUGCAUGCAAGAAAUAGAUACAAGGACAAGCCACCUGACUUCGCAUAUCUGGCAUCCAAAUAUCCAGAUUUUAAGCAGCAUAUUCAGAUAAAUCUGAAUGGGAGAGUAAGUCUUAACUUCAAAGACCCUGAAGCAGUCAGAGCUCUGACUUGUACUCUCCUGAGAGAGGACUUUGGACUUUCUAUUGACAUUCCUUUAGAGAGACUAAUUCCCACAGUUCCCUUGAGACUUAACUAUAUUCACUGGGUAGAAGAUCUGAUCGGUCAUCAGGAUUCUGACAAAAGUACUCUCCGAAGAGGAAUUGACAUAGGUACUGGGGCAUCCUGCAUCUACCCCUUACUUGGAGCAACCUUAAAUGGCUGGUAUUUCCUGGCAACAGAAGUGGAUGACAUGUGCUUCAAUUAUGCUAAGAAAAACGUGGAACAGAAUAACCUAUCUGAGCUCAUUAAAGUGGUCAAAGUGCCGCAGAAGACACUCCUGAUGGAUGCGCUGAAGGAGGAGUCUGAGAUAGUUUAUGACUUCUGCAUGUGCAAUCCUCCCUUUUUUGCCAACCAAUUGGAAGCCAAGGGUGUAAACUCCCGGAAUUCUCGAAGACCUCCACCUAGUUCUGUGAAUACAGGAGGCAUCACAGAAAUCAUGGCAGAAGGAGGUGAACUAGAAUUUGUUAAAAGGAUCAUCCAUGACAGUUUACAACUUAAGAAAAGAUUAAGGUGGUAUAGCUGCAUGCUGGGAAAGAAGUGCAGCCUGGCCCCACUGAAGGAAGAGCUUAGAAUCCAGGGGGUUCCUAAAGUUACCUUCACGGAGUUCUGUCAGGGUCGGACAAUGAGAUGGGCCUUAGCUUGGAGUUUUUACGAUGAUGUCACAGUACCGUCACCUCCAAGUAAACGAAGAAAAUUAGAAAAGCCAAGGAAACCCAUUACAUUUGUAGUGCUGGAGCCUGUGAUGAAAGAAUUGUCUCUGAAAGCCUCAUCUUUGGGCUCCGAGGCAGUGGAGGGCAUAGUAGUUGUGACAACAUGGAUAGAAAAAAUUCUCACUGAUCUGAAGGUCCAACAUAAACGAAUUCCCUGUGGAAAAGAAGAAAUUAGCCUAUUCCUGACAGCCAUAGAAAACUCUUGGAUUCAUUUAAGAAGGAAGAAAAGAGAGCGAGUGCGCCAACUGAGGGAGGUGCCUCGAGCUCCUGAGGAUGUUAUCUUAGCCUUGGAGGAGAGAAAGCCCACUCCCAAAGAGCUGAGUGGCAGCCAGGAUGCGGCCGCAUGCCCCCAAGACAGUGCCUUGUGUGGGCUUGCUGUGCUGGAAGGCGAGUCUGCCACUGUGGGUGGCCAUUGCUUCAGCCAGGAGUCACUGUCCCAGGAGGAAACUCCAGAAGCCAUGGAGGAUGAAGGGAGUGAGGAAAGGGGAGGGGUAGAGGUCAUGGAAAGUUGUAAAUUUUCCAACAAUGGAGCCCAGGACGGAGAGGCUGCUGAGAAGGGGGAUCACCUGGACGGAGUGGCCGGACAUUACUUGUUUAAGUGUUUAGUCAACAUUAAGAAGGAAGUAGACGACGCCUUAGUUGAAAUGCAUUGGGUUGAGGGCCAGAACAGGGAUUUGAUGAACCAGCUUUGCACCUACAUACGGAACCAAAUUUUGAGGCUUGUUGCUAGUUAAUUCUCAAUUUCUUCUGCAGUUAGAAAAGUGUCUGUGUGGGGCUAGAGAGUUGGUGCAAUGGCCGCAUUUGCUUAGUAUGCAGAAGGCAUCCUGGGUUGAGCCCUUUACCUCCAACAUCAAUACAAAAAAUGUAUAAAAAGCUUGCCUUGGAGGCGGAGCCUGUUGGAAGGCCAGAGGAACUUCACCACUGGUCCUUUAGAGACCACGUGGAAUCAACUGACCAAGCAGACAUUUAGUGGGUGUGGUCUCUGAUACUUGUAAUCCCAGUACUUGGAGGCUGAGGCAGGAUUGCUAUGGGUUUAAGGUCACCCUAUACUACAGAGAAAGACACUUGUCUAAAUAAAAAGAAGAAAAAAAGGAAAGCAGAAACGAAUCCAUUUUUAACCCUUCCCCCCUUAAAGUUACCUGGAGAUGUGUGUAAAGAACAGGGGUUCAGGAGGAAUGACUAUUGCAACAGCAGAUAAACUUAGGAUGAACUUUGAUCCUACUCCAGCCUGAGGCCAGGGGGGCCGUUUGUGGCACGUGGUGUGGGUCAGCACUGCCUGAACAUGUCUGCCACUAAGGGUCUUUUGGUAAAGAGGACAGCAGUGCUCCCCAGUAGAGGCAGUACAGCAGGUCAGCGCCCUGGCACUGCUCAGUUGCCCUCAAGACACCUGCUUUCUCAGGUAUCUACAGUUGAUGGAGCCAGUCCCCAGAAAGGGGCUAGCCCGGUCAUAGGUGGCCAGUGUCAGGGUGAGGGGUGAGACAUCUUAGGCCAAGGAGAGGACCUGUCUGGGGCCCGCACAGGAAGCCACACAUUCGUCGCUCACUGCUGCCCUGACAGAGCCUGAAUAAGCUCAGAAUUGAAUAAGCAGAACUCUGAGAUGUAGCUGAGGCACAACAAAAUGUGCCCAUCGCCCCAUCCCCGCGGACAGUUGCUCUGUAGCAGUUGCACUGCUCUUUUUAAACAGUGAAAUGGAUUAUGUUUCUUUUUUCUAAUAUAAAACUUCAGAAUUGAAAACUCUCGAUCUUGUUUGAAUCCUGGAAUCGGAGAUACUUCCUUGUAUUUGAGUUGGGUAAAUAGUUGAUGUGAAAAAUGGGACACUAAGAAAGGUCCUGUGUUACCAAGUAGGGUCUGGAGGUAUGUCAGUGGGAGAGUAUUCACCUAGAUGUGUGAAGGCCCUGGUCUCUAUCCUCAACACAAGAGAAAACAGGUUUUGGUGUGGUUUAGAGGGUUGUCAACUGAUUUUGACAACUGAUUUUAUUGACCAAAUGCUGCUUCAUUUGGUGCCUUUCCUUCAUUCUCUGCUUAUCUGCUAACAUUGAACAAUGCUGAGACUAGGAUAACCGUGUCUGAAACACAUUUUUAAUGGUAAUGCCAAGGUUCUGCAGAAACUUAUGGGGGAGAGCUCAUUUUUGUUCUUUUUGUGUCUUGGAAAUGGUCUCUUGUGCCGGAUUCCUGACUAGCAAGUCUGGGGUUCUAUAUGGACAAACUCUUGUUUAGUGCCUGAGCUCUUUGGCACCCAUGAAGACUGGUGCUGAGUGGUUAAGCUCCAUUUUUGAGAGGUGGCUCGGAUUAGAUCUGGCCCUUGGCAAAAGUAUAAGGAAAUGCAAACGGUACAGUGCAUUGAAAGCUAGGAAAGAACAUUUUAGCCAGGGUUUUUCUUCCUCCCACCCCUUCCCUCUCGGGAUCUGAUUCACUCACAGUGAUUAGAAACCAGCUAAGGAAAAGUUCUAGUCCAUUUAUCCAUUUGGUUGACAAGAAGAAGAAACCGACAUCCACGGUCACAGAACAG
Molecule: messenger RNA, 3562 nt
Organism: Psammomys obesus (fat sand rat)
Lineage: Eukaryota; Metazoa; Chordata; Mammalia; Rodentia; Muridae
Gene: Mettl16
Product: methyltransferase 16, N6-methyladenosine
Exons: 10
Coding region: 126-1787 (553 amino acids)
Biological process (GO): rRNA base methylation
Cellular component (GO): nucleus
Molecular function (GO): 23S rRNA (adenine(1618)-N(6))-methyltransferase activity
Source: RefSeq, a predicted model, not a curated record